This is a messenger RNA of Cottoperca gobio, 2961 nucleotides long. RefSeq names its product Rho guanine nucleotide exchange factor (GEF) 16 (gene arhgef16). The transcript has 15 exons. Gene Ontology annotation, molecular function: guanyl-nucleotide exchange factor activity; protein binding. Bases 143 to 2248 code for a protein of 701 amino acids. The record is from RefSeq and is a predicted model, not a curated record. NCBI's taxonomy places the organism in Eukaryota, Metazoa, Chordata, Actinopteri, Perciformes, Bovichtidae. Gene Ontology annotation, biological process: activation of GTPase activity.
CAGCCCUCUGAGAACGGACUGACUUGUGAUAGAAUUUAACAGGAAGGCUGCUGUUGGCCAGGUCACCUCUCACAGACUCCUUUAAUGUUGUAGGUGCUGAAGAGCUCAGCAGACUGGGCCGAGGUGACCGCAGGAGGACGCCAUGUCCCACAGCCAGUCAGACAGCUGCAUGGGCGACCAGGCCCAUGUAAUUCUGGAGAGCCGCUUUUCCACAGAACUCCACAUAUCUGAGCCCGGCGAUGAAUGCUCUCCGUCACAAAGCACCCCCACACCCCAACCUGAAACAUCCAAACCACAGGAAGAUGUAGUAGACAGGCUGACGGUGCCUCAACAGCGGGUUUUGAGCACCCGGAGUCCUGCAGUGUGGAAGAUUGGCACCCACCAGCUCAUCCCCAAGAAUUUAACAAGCCGGCCUAGAAACCGCCACCACACCACCGUGGUGACGUUCCCAGUGGGACUGGAGAACUCCAGCACUGCGACCCGGAGCCGUCACUCAACCCAGGGGCCAGAUUUGUCCUGGGAGGAUUAUGACAGUGAUGGAGAUGGCUUUUCUUUGAGGAGCAACCGCAGGAACAAGUCAUACAGAGCAGCUGUGACCAGCCUGGACAUUGAGGCCAUGGCGUCGGGACUCGGAGCUGCAGCCACGCUGAAACCUGUCAAAGAAGACAGAGCAGAUAGUCCCGGUCCAGCUCGCAGCCCUGGACGCAAGCGAACCCUGGGGAGAAAGAGGAACCAGAACAAACGUGGGUCCUUCAAAGACGCUACACCGCGCCUCUACCAGGAGAUCCGUGAGCGAGGGCUGCACUCGACCAACCAGGACGAGCUGCUGGACGACUUUGUGGUGGUGGAGCCUCCCGUGGAGGACCAGGGCAUCGUGGUGAAGAGCUACCGGCCGAUACAGCUCACAUGGAGCCAGCUGCCACAGGUGAGGGACACGGGUAUCCUGACAAGGAUCUCACCUCAGGAGAGAAAAAGACAAGAGGCUAUUUUUGAGAUCAUCACAUCGGAGCAUUCCUACCUGCACAGUCUUGGCAUCCUGGUGCGUCACUUCAAGAGUAGUGAAGCGCUGAAGAAAACGAUGACGGCCACAGAGCACCAUCACCUCUUCUCCAACAUCUCUGUCAUUCAAAACGUCAGCAAGCGGUUUUUUGAGGACCUUGAGCGUCGUCACUAUGACGACGCAGUGAUCCGAGACAUUAGCGAUAUUGUUCAGAACCACGCUGCCCACCACUUUGAGCCCUACAUCGUCUACUGCUCCAACGAAACCUUCCAGCAGAGGACGCUGCAGAAGCUGCUGACCAGUAACACUGCGUUCAAAGAGACCCUGAAGCAGAUUGAAGGGAGCAGUGACUGCGGAGGCCUGCCGAUGAUUUCUUUCCUCAUCCUUCCCAUGCAGCGAGUCACCAGGCUGCCGCUGCUGCUAGAUACGAUCUGCCAGAAAACUCCAGACAAUACAGCAGAGCACUUCGCUGCUGUUUGGGCGCUGCACGCCAUCAGCAAGUUGGUCACUAGCUGCAAUGACGGAGCUCAGCGAAUGGAGAGGACAGAGCAGAUGUACACCAUGCAGAAACUGAUGGAUUUUGGUAAAAUAAAGCCAUUUCCUCUGGUGUCGUCGUCGCGGUGGCUGAAGAAGCGCGGUGAACUGGCCAUCUACACAGACGAGCUCAGCAUCUGGAGGGCUUUCAGCAACAAGAGCUACUACCUGUUUCUCUUCAACGACGUACUGAUAGUCACCAAGAAGAAGAGUGAGGAGAGCUUUGUGGUGAUGGACUACGCCACUCUGGAGAACAUGGAGGUGGAGGUUGGGGAGGAUGCAGAAGGACGGAUGUCCCCGCCUGCCAAGAACAGCUCCAGCUACUAUCUGUCUUUCAAGCUGCUGAUGAGCAAGAACAGCGAGGGGAGAGCGGAGCAGAUCUCCCUGGUGGCAGAGUCCAGGGUGGACCGGGCUCGUUGGAUAAUUGCUCUUACAGAACACAAGCAGGCAGGAGUCGUCACUUGUAAAGGUGGUCUGCCACAGUAUGAGGCCAACAAAGCCUACAUGCCAAAGGAGCUAGAUGAGUUGGGGUUGAAACAGGCUGAGCUUGUCAUCUUGCUGCAGAAAGAGGAAGCUUGGUGCUAUGGGGAGAGAAUGCGAGACGGAGAGAGAGGCUGGUUUCCUGCUACCUGCGCCACAGAGAUCACCAGCCCCAAGGCCAUUGAAAACAAUGUGCAACGCAUGAAGCGCCUGCGCAAAGAGACCAAUGUUUGAGGGACUCUGAGGUGGACAAAAUAACAGAAACACCUUCCAGUAGAUUGGUGACUAACAAUGUUCAGUUUUUGUUGAAACUGCAUUGCUUGUGUAUCAUGCUGAACACAGUGGUCAGGAAGUCAGUUAACACACUGAAAGACACUUAUCAGGAUAUGAAAAGCUUAAACGACCAUUUAUGUUGUCAUGGUAGCACAGUAGAGGUUCCUGGGUUGAAUCCAACCAGUGUUCAUGUUUCAAGUUACCCUUUACAGUCACCGUCCAAACCAAUUAUUUUAAAGCAUGACCGUCAGGUCGAUUUAACCGUUAAAUCUCAACCAAAGACUUAUGUACAAAGGUGUUUUUGUCCACCUUCUUUUAUGUGCAGCCAAUAAAGAAAGGUCAUUUACAAUAGCAGGACUUACUGGCCAACAGCGGACAUCUUUACUUGUGCAGCACGACCCUGUUAUUUCCUUGUUGGUGUGAAUGAAAAUGUAGAACUUACUUGCUGUAUAAACAAUGAGCCUCAGAUGUAGUCUAUGAUUUUAUAUUCGAAAUCGAAGAUCUACAAAAUGUAAUUCUAUUCUCCACAUUCACUAUAGUAUGAGUUUGCAUGCUAAACAUUCAAGUGUGUUACCUAGUCAUCUAACCUCAAGACGAGGAACUUGAUGUAGUGCUAAAUGUAGGUUGCAUUUCUUUUAUCACAUUGUGUUGGUGUCAUUUCAUGAUGUACAGGG